Molecule: messenger RNA, 2615 nt
Organism: Dicentrarchus labrax (European seabass)
Lineage: Eukaryota; Metazoa; Chordata; Actinopteri; Moronidae
Gene: tap2t
Product: transporter associated with antigen processing, subunit type t, teleost specific
Exons: 12
Coding region: 121-2253 (710 amino acids)
Biological process (GO): transmembrane transport
Cellular component (GO): membrane
Molecular function (GO): ATP hydrolysis activity; ABC-type oligopeptide transporter activity; ATP binding
Source: RefSeq, a predicted model, not a curated record
CUGAAAGUGAAAGUGAAAGUAAAACAUCGCCAGCUUUGAGCUAACCGUGGACUUUCUGUAAGGGGUGGAAACUCAGGGAUCAGAUUCGACCUCCUGCAUCCGACCGUCCACCAGAGGAAGAUGAACGAAGUGGCAGCAUGUGGAUGUUUCAUUCUUCUGUUCGACGUGGUGCUGGGUUCGGCCCAGUGGGCCCUACUGGUGCUGCUGGGCUGCUCCAGUUGUGGCGGACUGGAAGGCGUGUGGGCCUUUGGGGCAGCGAAGUGGGCCAUUCUCCAUCUGUUCACCUCCAAGCUGACGGACGGAAAGCCCCCGGCUGUGCUCUGCAGGUUGGUAGCGCUCCUCGGCCUCCUCUCUCCUGCGUUUGAAAGUGGACGCUUCCUCACGGCGCCCCCCUCAGAGCCUUACACGGGACCCAAUCCCGACCUCAACGUUCUGCUCCUGGGCCCGAUGUCCUCGUCACUGGCCUGUGUGGUUUGGGAAAAGGGCCUCAGCGGUCAAAGAAAGACGAGGAAGGUCGACCCUAAGCUGGAUGCGAAGCGGUUGCUCGUGAGGAUGCUGAAAUACUUCAAACCAGACACAUUUUACCUUAUCGCAGCUUUCAGCUUCCUCAUCUUAGGCGUCGUCUGUGAUACGUUUAUUCCACUGUACCAGGGGAAGGUUAUUGAUAUGCUAAGAGGUCAAGUGCUUCAAUCCGGCUUCUUUUAUGCGAUCGGACAGCUGACACUUGUCUCUCUCGGAAGCGCUCUGUUCUCUGGCUUACGAGGAGGCAUAUUUAUGUGCACCCUGGCCAGACUGAACAAGAGACUGAAGCAUCUGCUGUUUCACACCCUCCUGCAACAGGAAGUGCACUUCUUUGAACAGAACAGCUCUGGAAGUCUUUCCUCGCGCCUGCACUCUGACGUGGACAGGAUGGGCCGCACGGUGGCGCUGAACGCCAACGCGAUGGUUCGCAGCACGGUCAAAACCGGCCUCAUGCUCGUGGUGAUGUUAAAACUGUCCUGGGAGCUCACCCUGCUCACCUGCAUAGAAAUGCCUCUUUUGGCCAUCUUGCAGAACAAAUACAUCACUGUGUCCAAGGAGCUGAAAGAUCAGAUCCAGGACUGUCAGGCUAAGAACAAAGACCUGGCCUCCCAGACGAUCAGCGGGAUUCGUACGGUCCGCAGCUUCAAAGCAGAGACGGAUGAACUGAAGAGGUAUAACGAGGCUCUGGAGCAGAUGUGCGCUAUUAAGAGACGUUCAGGAAUCUACAGUGCAGUCUUCGGCUUAACACGGAGGCUGGUGAGUCUGGGGAUUAAGGUAUUAAUGCUGGUGCAGGCCCGCAGUCUCAUCUCGUCAGAUCAACUCAGCAUCGGUAGUCUCGUGACCUUUAUAUUGUACCAGAAGCCCAUGUCCAACAAUUUAAGGGAGAUUUUGUAUUGCGUUGGAGAGACGAUGUCCACAGUCGGAGUCAUCGCCAAGGUGUUCGGUUAUCUCGACCGAACGCCGCAGUGUAAGAAGGACGGCGAGUUGGCUCCGGAGAAGCUGCGGGGAAGAAUAGUUUUCCAAAAUGUCAGCUUCACAUAUCCCUCAUCUCCUCCAGAUAAACCAGCACUGAAGUCGGUUUCUUUGGAGCUUCAGCCGGGGAAGAUGACCGCACUGGUGGGUCCGUCGGGAGGGGGGAAGACUUCCUGUGUCAGCCUCCUGAAGAGACUCUACGAACCCCAACAGGGAGAGAUCCUGCUGGACGGAGAGCCGCUGCACCAUUACCAACACAAAUACUUCCAUCAAAAGGUGGCCUUGGUAUCCCAGAAUCCUGUGCUGUUCUCUGGUUCACUGAGAUACAACAUUGAAUACGGCCUGAAGGACUGCACCAUUGAGACGGUGAAGGAAGCCGCAGAGAAGGUCAACGCAGACGAUUUAAUCUCUGAACUGGAGAGCGAAUAUGACACAGAUGUAGGCGAAUGUGGUGGCCAGCUCUCAGCUGGACAGAAGCAGCGCAUCGCCAUCAUCAGAGCUCUGGUUCGAGAUCCGCAGGUCAUCAUACUGGACGAGGCUACCAGCAAACUGGAUGUCGAAGUGCAGCAUGCUGUGCUGCAGGAGGUUCUGUCUUGUGGUCGGACGGUCCUGGUGGUGGCUCACCAGCUGAAGACUGUGGAGAAGGCGGAUCACAUUAUCUUCCUGGAGAAGGCCGAAGUCGUGGAGGAAGGGACGCACCAAGAACUCAUGGCCAAGAGAGGACGCUACUAUCGUUUGAAAGAGGAGCUGUUCUCUUAACUCAGCUGAGAAACGCUCAGUGAAUGUAGUUGUGGACACAAAGCAUCCAGUGAAGGAGGAGGAACGGUGAAGAAGUAUUAUUGUUUUAUAAUCUUUAAAGAACUUCCUUUUGCUUCAGGGGUCUAACCUAAGAUAACCAUCCCUCUAGUAGAGUGGAGACACCUGAAACUCCUGAUAGUUCACGUGCCAUGAAGGAGGGAAAACAUGUACAGCAGCCUUUUAAACCAUUUCUCUUUGUGCUCUCAGCAAAGGUUUUCUUUGGUCUCUCAACCAGGAGCAGAUUCUGGUCUCUCCCAGCCUGCAGGAGUGGACGUGUAGACUUAUAUAACUUUUAUAAAUAAAGAACCAUUAUGUGCUUUUUA